Molecule: messenger RNA, 405 nt
Organism: Trypanosoma conorhini
Lineage: Eukaryota; Euglenozoa; Kinetoplastea; Trypanosomatida; Trypanosomatidae
Exons: 1
Coding region: 1-405 (134 amino acids)
Source: RefSeq, a predicted model, not a curated record
AUGACGCGACAAAAAUGCGACUUGCAUUCACAAUUGCAGCGGCACUGUGCCAAUACAGCAAAAUGCAUGCAUUACCACUUCUCUUCCGCCUCAGCUUCACUUCAAAACGAAGACCGAGAAAGAGUACAACAAAAACACAAUGGUGCCCCCCUUACGGCUGUCGAGGCGAGCAAUGCCUGCAAGGCCCUGCACCGACUUGGCGCAUGCUGGGCGGAGGGUGCGCGGACGAUGGCCGUAUAUCCCAAGCACAGUGCCCCCGUCGUGCCCGGCCCGCGCAAUGGCUCCCUCCCAGUGCAGCGACGCGCUACGCGGUGCGGCGGGGCUCGGCACGAACGCCGCAGUGUCGCUGGCGAUGGCGGACGGCGGCUUGUACGCACACUGACAUGCCGCAGAAAGGAAGCUUGA